AUGGGACGCUCUAAGAAGACAUGGCAGCCAGACGAGGAUUGGUCCCACUCUGGUGGGCAGGAGCGUUCUUGGUCGCUCUGGAAGGGUGCAUGGCCCAAAUCGCCUACUCCCAACAAUCGUUCGACGACCCAGCUCAGGUACGACCAGGUGGAUCCUGGCAGCGAACACUGGGACUACAACCAGACCUGGAGCGAACAGCCGGAGGAACAGAUACCUUCCGACUUACCAGUCGCCUUCCGGGAGAUCCAACGUGCUUUGACACAAGCGAGAAAGGCAGAUGCGCGUGUGCGAAAACUACGCGCGGAUGUUACCUACCGGCAGGCUCAGUUUGUGAAGUACGAGAACAUGAUGAAACAGGCUUUUGCCAAGAAUCACAAACAGUACGAGCAAGACCUUGCCAAGCUCCAGGACGAGAUCCAGAAUGCUUCCGAAGCAGGGAGAACAGCCACCAAGGACGUCCAGAUGUUGGUACUAUAUGGGCAAAUCAAGGAGAAUGCGCAAGAGACCAAGCAGGCAGCCUCUGCCGAUCGACUAUGGGCCGACCUGAUCCGUUCCAAUACGGAUGGCGAGGCCCCUGCGGAAACCUCCUUUCUCUCGGAAGCCAUGUCACUGGUCAGGAAUGCCCAGCCGGGCAUCCUCCGUCCAAGGGAUGGUCUGCCAGCAGCUCCCUCCAGAGUCCCGAGAGAAGUGACACCUCCACGGUCCAGACGUGUUAUGCCGAUGUCACCGCAGCAGGGCAAGGAAGAUGUCGUCCUUCGCGAUCCGGCAUCCUAUGGUUUUGCCAGGGAGGGUGGUCCUUACCCCAUCUCUCCCACGGCUCCAGCGGCAAGUACGGCUAUCCCACCGGGACUGGAGGAUCUCGACCAAGCUCGAAGUGGCAGCCGCCCCAAGAACAAGACCGGCGAUGGCACCGGAACCAGACAGCCAGUCAAGAAAAUUGUGCAGGGAGUUGCCCACACCAUCCAUCCAGGCGGAGUGCCACUGUCGGACAAACUGGAGGCACGCCGACAAGCUGCCGAAGCGGAAAUGAAUAUGGCGGGUCGUGCCAUGCGACCUUUCGGCCUACCUGCCGGCGCAGCUGGCAGCGCCGAUCCCAAUCCGGAAGAGGACCGUCUUCGCUACAUGUACAAUGGUCAGUGUGUGGAGAUUCGGGUCUCGAAUUCGGACGACGACGAUCUGGAAGAGAAGGAUGCUGUUCGCGGACCUGUAGGCCGGACAUCCCCAGACGGACUUUUCGUCGAGCAAACUGGUCUCACACCUUUACGUGUACAGACCACUUUCUUUGCCAAGGGCCUCCUCGUCGCUGGCGAUCCCAACUCGAGACACUUCUUUGGUCUUUGGAUGUUGUCUUGGUUGGGUCGUCUGUCUCCUCUGCCAAGGGAGUGGGUCGGUUUUAUACCGAUUUCGUUCCUGCGGCCUCGCCUGGAACUCAGCCUCCGGCUGCUUGUUCUUCCAACCUUCUUCCCAGAGGCGUGUGAAGCUCAACCUGUUGGUGCCGACAACCUGUGCACCGAUUGGAUCCUCGCUCUCAUUGAGGCUUGGUUGAUCCCUUUCGCCCGAAGCCUCCUGUUCCUCUUCUUUGGGGCACUUGUGAGGCUCUUCGUCCGCCCACUUAGGGCUCAUGGCGUUCUCAAGAAUACAGUUGCCUUUCCGUUUCUUGGGAUUCCCCCCACGGCAACUGUUCCUCUUGGCAGCAUUGGUUGUGUCGAUGUCCAGGCGAUGCAGAAGCCUCCCUUCAAACACAAGGGCGCUCGCAGUCAUGCAGCUGCCUUUUCGUGCCCGGCCAGGAUCAGCAUUUUUCGCAGACUUUGCUUGGGCAUCUUCGGCUUUCUGACCUUGCCACUUCCGCUUGGCAAUUCUGCUUUUGGUCCUGUUGCCCUUGGCCUCACCCUUCCUGUUCUGACUGGCGCCAUGGCACGAGCUGGCGAGGCGCCAGCUGUUGGCAGUUUUGACCAUGAUAUCGCACCGGAAGACCUUACUGCGCUCCAGGGAGUCAGUGAUGACGGCAUACACCCUGUUCUCACUGUGCUCAAAGAACAGCUUGAUAUGUUAGCAGAUCGGUUCCCCGAGCUUGUCCCAGUGCAACCGCAGCCUACAUCUGACAGCGCCACCUUUGUCGCCAUCCCAGCCUGGAGUGACGCCCGUGUUGUUGUCCUCCUUGAUGGCCGCCGCAUCAACGGAUGUGUGUUUUCAGCUGCAGUGCCUCCUGUCAUCAACCGAGAAUCACUGUUGCUUGCGGCAGGACAUGCCCAUAGCGCAUCCUUCCAGGUUUUUGUUCAUGGUUUGGUCACUCCGCUACAGCCAUAUCAAUCCAUCACAGUUGCGCACGGCAUGCUGGUCACUUUAGCACCAGCUGAUGUUUGGGCUCCUGCACACUUUGAUCUAGCAGACAUGCUCCAGGAUCGAACGACAUGGAGCCUCGAGGUUGCUCUGCCUGGGCCCACAGCAUAUCCUGGGAGCCACUUCCGUGUCUUCACAGAUGGCAUGCCCUUUGUUUUCAAAGUCGAGCCAGGACGACGACCGUCCUUUCAAGCUGACUUGAAGAAGGCCUUGCACACAAAGUCAGAGUUUCUCUCUGUCCUCCCUUCCGCGCCCCAGAUCCCAGAGCACUUCCACCUCGGGAUUCCUAUGUCUGGGGUCCUUCUAGCCACUGAGGUUGGCAGAGGUCAGGUUCUCCUCAUUGAAUACGUCGAGGAUUUAUCUGAUGAGCCAUCCGGGGAUGGCUCCGACGAUGGUGGCCAUGAUGGGACCAGUGGCAGUACGCACGGUCGCAGAAACAAGAACCAAAAGCGCCAUGCAACAUCUGCCCCUGACGAGCGACCUCGGAGCCGCUCCCCGCGAUCUAGCCACAAUGCGGGUGGACCUGCUGCCACCCCUGCUGCCCUGCAGGACCCACAGCAUGCUGGCAGUCUUACCGAUGAGCCCAACCAGGAAAGUCGAGUAGCCAUGUGGUCUCAACAGGCCGUACAUCCGUUUGAUGUUGUGCCAUCUGAUUCCACCUCUGUCCUCCUUACUGGUUUCCCUGCGGCCUCUGAGCAGCCUGAUACUAGCAGUCGAGUAGCCACGUGGUCAAGGGCCAGCGAGCCCGAGUCCACCUCUGCCCUCCUGCUAACAACGUCUGCUCCGCACAGUGGCGAUACUGUAAGCGACCAUUCAGUCCCAGACCCCCCCUGCCAAGACUCAGCUACCGGUUUAGGCAGCGUUGAUGCCCCCACACAUGUUGCUGUGCGCAUCUUUGUCACCGACUUUCCCAUCGAAGGUCUUGAGGUCCCAAUCGCAGCCUGCUCAGAUGUAGUCUCUACUCUGAGCGCCGUUGAUCAAUCUUGGCAUGGACCUUUGCGUGCGUACUUCCCGUACUUAGCAUAUGUGCGACCACAGCCUGACCCGAGCCACUUGCUGUGCAUAGCCAGUCCUUCUUGGCCUGGCAUUUCUUGUACAGUUUGCUUUGACUUGGCCGCCGUUGACGGACGUCAAUUUGCUGCACAGCUCCCUCCCAGGAUUGACAGGUAUAUCGCCAUGCAGUUUGCAGGCCUUGCCCCUGCAGCUGAGAUUGACCUUUACUGUCCCGGUCGCCAAGAUCCACUCGUAGAUGGCGAUGAACUGCUUGUUGGCCACGGUCACUGCUUUUCUUUUCGCCCACGAGGGACAGGACCGCCACCCUGUUGUGAUAUUCUUGUAGCUGGCAGACUUGCUGCUGGCCCAAACACUUCGCCCGAAGCUGCCCCCCCGGGAGUGUACUAUUGCUUAGUCACCGACCUCACCUAUCGGCCUUUCUUGCUGCUUCCCGAAAGGUCCGUCUUUUACAGGGCCGACAUCGCUUCGACUAAUGGUAUGCGCCUUUGGUGUCUGUCAAUUGAUCCAACGCAACCGCCUGUUCAAGACGCCUGUGUACAAGGCCGUUUGUGUAGGACUGUUGUCGCCGUUGGCGAGCGAGAUAGUCAGCCCGAUGACGACCUGAACGUCGGUCUUCUUGAUUGCCGACUUCUGCAGCAAGGAUGGUUCCGGAUCUUCUCCAGCCAUGAUUGGCUCCCUCUCGAGCCUAUCCGCAACAGUCUCCUGCAGAAUGCACCUCGGGGAUGGAUUGUCUCUUUCGUUGGAGUUGCACCGCAUUGGGAUUGGACUUGGUUUCGGCCAGGCCAAGUGCUUACUGCCUUCUACGAAGUAGCUCCUAUUGAGACUCCGAGGUCCGUCCAAUCAGGAAAUGACCAGUGUGUCCUCAGCUUGCGCAAAGCCAUCGGCACCACUCAGCACUUUGACCUCACUGUUGCUUCUAUGCCUUCACCUUUCGUCCUUGCCGAUGUUGCAGCAGUUUUGAGUGGCACUUGGGUCCUCCCCUCCCUCCUACCAGAAGGCUUGCACCUGCACCCGGCAACCGCCAAGGCUUGGCCAGACCUCGUCAGUGUUGAGCAAGGACUUGCAGCCGGUCUUGACAAGGUUUCUGUUUUUACUGACGGUUCUUAUGAUGGCACUAGCAGCUUCUGGGCCUUUGUGUCCUUUGGCCACUCACAGUCAGGAACCUUCCUGCUUGCAUGGGCGCGCGGCCAGGUUGCAACCGGUGACGAAACACGCAGCAUAGGAGCAUCAGAGCAUAGUGCGGUCAACGGGGAACGCACUGCAGUCUUCUGGGCCCUCGGUUGGCUACUUGGCCUAUCCAAACAAGUUCAGAAGGAAUUGCACAGUGAUUGCAUUGUUGCUGCCAGACAGGCCGAUGGCCACUUUGGAGCAGUGUCGCAACUUGCGAUCGUUAAAGCAUGUCGCUCCUUAGCCCAGGUGCAUGACGCACUUGGCCCCGGUUGCACAGUGCCCAUCUACCACGUCAAAGGGCACGAGGGCCACCCGUACAACGAACUUGCAGAUGUGCUUGCCGGAGCAUGUGAUGUCCCAGAAACUGAUUUGCCGCCCCAUCUUCUUCACACUUGUCGAUGGGCACGACAGCACUCUCUUGAAUGGCUAUGGCUAACUGUCGCAGCUAUGCAGCAGUCCACCUCGCUUCCUCAGUAUAAUGGCAACGCCCUUACUGAUACAGUCGGCCAUUCAGAUCUCGCUCACCUUGAGCUCAACCCUUGUUCUGCCUUUGGCCCUGCCUUUGCCAGCGUUCCACCCAAGGCACCGUCCACUGGUUUUCGCUUCUUCGCGAGGUUCGUCACGGUUAAUGUCCAAACCCUCGGUGAGGACUCCGUUGCACAGGUCAAUCGGACACCAUUUGUUCGAGCACAGCUUGAGUCAGUUGGGUGUCUUUUUGCUGGCCUUCAAGAAACACGUGCCAGAGCGACUGCAACGGUCACAUCCCAAAGCCACUACAGAUUCCUCUCGGCAAGUGACUCUCAAGGCAAUCUUGGUGUUGAACUCUGGGCCUCCCGCACUGUCCCAGUCGGAUGGGUUGACCAUCGGCCUGUGUACUGUGACCUUUCCGACUUCUGUGUCCUGCAUUGGUCACCAAGAUGCCUGAUUAUUCGAUUUGUCAAAGGCACUUUCCGGCUACUCUUAGUUGUUUGCCAUGCACCAACAGCAGGGCAUGCACAACGGGACUCUUGGUGGAGAGAGUUCUCCGAUCGUGUCAUACAAUGUGCCGGGCAAAACCGAGUUGUUGUGCUAGGGGAUCUUAAUGCCAGACUUGUGCAUCCAGUCCCACACCGUGUUGGGGAUUUGCUGUGGGAACAUGAGCAUGAGCCUCCAUCCCACUUCUUUCGACUCCUACGAUUGCUCGACCUUUGGGUUCCAGCGUCUUUUACUGCUUGCCACACUGGCCUGAGUCACACGUGGGUUUCUCCUGGGGGAGCUGCUGUUUCCCGCAUUGACUACAUCCUGAUCCCUUCUGCCUGGGAAGUUCAGCCAGGCGGUUCUCAGGUCCUAUACUCCGUCGAUUUUGGCCAUUCUGGCCUUGAUCACUUUGCAGUGAGGCUUGACAUUGAUGUUGUCCACUCUGUUAAGGGCCUUGGCAACCAGGCCGUUGGCACUUUUGACAGGGCCAGGUUGCUCCAGCCUGAGUCCCAGCCUGAACUCCACCGGAUCUGUGCCUCAGUGCCUGCUGUUCCUUGGAACCUUGAUGUGCAUUCACACUAUCAAUGUGUUGCGGGAUACCUUCACGACCAGCUUGCAGAAGCCUUCCCCAAACAGCGAUCGGCGCGCCGACGCACUUUCUUCUCAGAUACCACCUGGUCCAUGCGACAACAGCGUGUCUGGUGGAGGCGACAGGCACACAAAUUUAGCUUUGCACUCACACAUGGCCCACUUGCUUGGGCCUUUGCUGCCUGGCGUACCUCGCGCCCCUGGAGUUCGGCAGUCCUUGCUCAUAUUGCAGGUGUUUUCUCCGACAUCGCAGGGUUGCACACUGCAGUCCAGGAGCUCCGUUCGCUCAAGCCGGCUUUUCGCCGCUCACUCUGUGCUGACCGCAAAAAUUACCUCUCUGCUGUCGCUGAUGCUGCCUGCCGUUCGUCCACCAAGGACGUUGUUGCCAAAAUGCGUCCUCUCAUUGGGCCCCCAAGACGCAAGCAAAGGGGUGCCGUACCAUUACCAACAGUUCGCCUUGAGAAUGGCGAGCUCGCCCAGGAGCCUGAUGAAGUUGAGGCGCGCUGGGUCCGGCACUUCAGUGCCGUGGAGUUCGGCGGUCCCGCCAAGCCUGAGGAACUCAUCAGCAACUGCCUCCAAAGGCAGGCUCGCAUUGACCUUGAUGGCCUGGAGAUUGACCUUGCCGAGCUGCCGUCCCGUCUCGACCUAGAGGCCGCCAUGAGAUCCGCGAGGACUGGAAGAGCAUCAGGCAACGACGCUCUGCCGGCAGAGUUGUGGAAACUCCAGGCUCCCGUCCUUUCCCAAGUUCUCUACCCGCUGAUGCUCAAGGCCGCGUUCCGCCUCACCGAACCUCUGCAAUUCAAAGGAGGGUCCAUGCAUAAAAUAUGGAAAGGUCGCGGACCCAUGCAGAAUUGCGACAGCUACCGUGGUAUCCUGGUUUCAAGUGCUGCAAGCAAGUGCAUCCACGGUGCGUUUAGGCGCAAAUGCGCUGAGUGGUACGAGACUCUCUCCACACCACUACAACUUGGAGGUCGGAAGGGCUUUCCAGUUCAGCUCGCCGCCCAAGCCGCUAGGGCCUUCCAGGCAGCCGCGCUUCGUCAGAAGCUCAAUGUUGCAAUCGUUUUCCUCGACCUCCGUGAAGCCUUCCACCGUGUUGCCAGACCACUUAUACACGGAGGAGCUUUAGACGAUGAGCACAUCGCACAAGUUCUGUCAGUUUUUGGCAUUCCUGCCGAUGGCAUGGAGGAGCUGCGUACAUACGUCAGGGAUGUCUCACUCAUACGGGAUGCAGGUGCCUCGCACUGGGCUGCAGCCAUGUUAAGCGAGUUCCAGACUGAUACUUGGUUCACUAUUCGAGGGCAUCUUGCAACAGUCCGUGCUGGGACUAGGCCGGGCGAUUCUCUCGCCGACGUCGUUUUCUCCUUCCUUUUCGCAGCAGUCCUGCGGCGGCUACGCCAGGCACUCCUUGAUGCGGGGGUCUCAGUCCUGCUCCCAUGGCAUGCCAACUGGGAGGGACAUCUUCAGCCACAACAGCAACAGCCCGACGACACUUUAGCGCCCAUAGACGUGUCAUGGAUGGACGACCUUGCUCUGCUGAUUUGGUCCCACACAGCUGAGGGACUUAUCACUGAUGUAAAACCGAAGCCCUUGUCUCGCUUCUUGGGCCCGGUUCCAGAAAACUUCGAGUGGACUUGGGUCUACGGUGGCACUGCUGAGCUCGAUUCCCUCCGAGGCGCCCAGCUCUCCAUGGCACGGCAAAUGUUGCGCCCAACGUACCGCCACGAGGAAGCCUUGCACCUUGGCGCUGGCCGCAUCCUUGCUACGGCGCGCCUUCCCACUGUUGAUGUCGAGUUGCAUGCAGCACGCCUGCGUCACCUUGCGCUUGUUUUGCGUAAGGCACCAGUCGAGUUUUGGGCAAUUCUUCACUUCGACGGCUGUUGGAACAGUCUUGCUGCCGACUCUAUACAAUGGCUCCGUCAGGUCUUCGCCCAAACUGGCCCAGAGCACCCUGACCUACGCACUUGGCAGGAUGUAACUGCUUUCAUUGCUGCACGCCCACAGUCAUGGAAGCGUGUUAUUUCACGUGCCGUUACUAUUGCGCAGCUGCUUGCGUUAUGGGAGUCUGAGACUGCCCACUAUCGGGGCUUGAUGCUGCGUUUCCUCAUUCAGCAUGGCGCUCACAUCACCACAAAGGAUUGUGAGGGCGAGAGCCAGCGAGAAGUAUGCGCUCCGUGUCGCCAAGUUUUUCCCAACCUGCGCUGUUGGAGCCAUCACGCUUUUAAAUGCCAUGGGAGAGUGCGCGAGGAACGGCACUUUGCGUCAGGCACGCAGUGCCGUGUCUGUUUGCGCCAUUUCGCCACCAAUUUCAGACUCUGCAACCAUCUGCGCCAUUCCAAGGCAUGUUUAGCUGCUCUUGUCUCUGCCGGAAAAGCCGGGGUCGUCCAGCCCGGUAAGGGCAGCAAGAAGUUCCUUUCAGGUGAGGAUUCCAUUUGUCCUGCUGUAACAGCAGCUGGUCCCAAACAGCCAGCAUGUCCGGACGAUUAUAUUCCCGAAAGCCAGCGAGCAGAUGAGGAUAUCCUUGCUGCACUCGAGGAUGUUUUUGCCCAUCCUGGGCCCGUCCACGACUUUACUGGCCUUGUUGAAGCAGCUCGAAUCCACUUUAGUCGGACAUGCCUUCAGGGAUCGCGCCUGCGGGCCACUGCUGUCCAGUGGCGAAGCACCCUACGUGAGGAACUUGACCGAUGCGAUGAUGUCCCAGUCCAAUGGGCAGCAUGGCAUACACGCCUCGCAGAUUUACUUUGCGAAGUCGAUUUUGCGGCCUGGCUUGUUCCUGCCCCUGAUGGCACCCAGCCACAAGUCUCUACGUUUCGGGAUGCAGCAGCUGCCUUGUCUGGUCUUGCACUAGACUUCGUGCAUAUCCCAAGGUGCCUCCCAUCUGCCUCUGAUCCGGUGUUCUACUUCGCUGCAGUGCCUGCCCCAGGAUCGUCUGAUCCACAGUGGUCCUUUGUGCCUCACGACACCUGCCUGACCGACCCAAGCCACCUUGACUUUGCCUCCUGGAGUCGCACCCCGACUUCGGUUCGAGGCUUCAGUCUUGUCGGCCUGCUGUCUGACUUCUCCUGUCCUUCUCCAAUGCGCUCGUACAAGCAGCUUCUGCCGCACCUUCGACGCCUUCGGCUUUUUGCCGAUUUCGUCAGAGGAGUUGUGCUGUUGUGGACUUCUGGUUGCCCGGCUUUCCUUGUUGUUCCACCCAUCUCCUGUCCUGGCAUCGAAGUGGUACGUCGUCUUGCUCGGUACAGACGCAAGGAGCAUUUUGGCGAAUUCUUCGCCAAUUUCCCAGAAGCAGACAGCUUUGUUCAAUGUUUCACACUCUAA
Symbiodinium sp. CCMP2592 is the source of this 9384-nucleotide messenger RNA. NCBI's taxonomy places the organism in Eukaryota, Dinophyceae, Suessiales, Symbiodiniaceae. The record is from the annotation of a GenBank genome assembly.